Hylaeus anthracinus is the source of this 2698-nucleotide messenger RNA. Its product is annotated as osmotic avoidance abnormal protein 3-like. NCBI's taxonomy places the organism in Eukaryota, Metazoa, Arthropoda, Insecta, Hymenoptera, Colletidae. Gene Ontology annotation, biological process: microtubule-based movement. The record is from RefSeq and is a predicted model, not a curated record. Gene Ontology annotation, molecular function: microtubule motor activity; microtubule binding; ATP binding.
GCGCGCGCAUUCUUAUGAUUUUUCGAACGAGCGCAAGUCGACACGAAGGUGUUGGAGUAAUUCACAACAUUGGAACUUGCGUGCCAGUUCAGAUGAGCGAGUCAGUGAGAGUGGCCGUGAGAUGCCGGCCGAUGAACACUCGGGAGUUGCAGCAGGGAUGCAGGAACGUGGUGACGAUCGACACCCAGACAAAAUGCUGCACCCUGGAGUGUCCAGCGAGCGGGGCAGGGAACGGCAAGGUGUACCAGUUCGACGCAGCCUUCGGUCCGGAAGCCAGCACCGAGUCUGUGUACGAGAAUGUGGGAUCUGUUAUCGUGGAGGCGCUUCUAGAUGGCUACAAUGGUACAGUGUUCGCUUACGGACAAACAGGUUGCGGGAAGUCGCACACGAUGCGAGGAUUCAUCGAGCGCACCUUGGACCACAUCUUCGAGGCCACCUCGACCGCCAGCUCGGAGAUGAGGUACCUGGCGUUGCUCAGCUAUCUGGAGAUCUACAACGAACGACUGCAAGACUUGUUGCAAGACGGGACGAGCGAUCUUUUGACUUUGAAAGAGGACACGAAUCGCGGUACUUACGUGGCCGGUGGCUUGAGGGAGGUCACCGUCAAGGAUGCAGCCGAGUGCACCCGUUUGGUCGAACAGGGUGACAGGAGGAGAGCUGCAGCGGCUACCAAGAUGAACGCUGCUAGUUCCAGGAGUCACGCCGUGCUGACGUUGUCCCUGGAGACGCUGGCCAUCAACGACGACAGCAAAACCGAGAACACGGUGAAGAGAGGCAGGCUUCACCUGGUGGACCUGGCUGGGUCGGAGAGGCAAGCGAGGACAGGAGCCACCGGGGAUCGUCUGAAAGAAGCAGCUAGUAUUAAUUUGAGCCUCUCCGCGCUGGGAAACGUCAUCAGUGCUUUGGCGGCUGGUCAUGGACGACACGUCCCGUACAGAGACAGCAAGCUGACGAGACUCUUGAGGGACAGCCUCGGUGGCAACGCGAGGACGCUGAUGAUCGCUUGCGUGAGCCCCAGCGACGUCGACGCCGAGGAGACUCUCAGUACCCUGAGGUACGCGGCCAGAGCUAGAUGCAUAAAGAACAAGCCGGUGGUCAACGAGGAUCCAAAGGACGCUCUGUUGAGGCAGUAUCAAUUGGAGCUGCAACGUCUUCGCAAGAUGCUGGAAUCCGGCGAUCAGUCCAUCGUGAAACAGAUGCUGGGCAAGGAGGAGGACGAGGAGGAGCGCACCGGGGAGUUGGAGGAGGUCGAAAGGCUGAAGAAGGAAUGUGAAAAUUCCCAUUUAUCCGCCCAGAGGCUGCGAGAGGAACUGGAGUCUCUCAAGUCCCGCUACGAGGCUGGUGGAAACAGCAACGUGGACUUGAAACCCGUUUUCCAACAGCCUAUGGACGAACAGGACAAGGAACGGGAGGAGAGGCGAAGGAAGAAGCGAGAGGCUGCCAUGCAAGAAGUGUUGAAGAGGCUGGAGAAACUGACUAUUGGAGGGGAAGAGCAGGCGAACACGGAGAUGAAGAGACGCCGUGAGAAGAGGAGGAAGAAACUGACUGCUCUUGCUUCGGCCUUGGAGGCUAGCGCCCAGGAGGGCAACGGAGGUGUCUUCCAAGUCUACGGGCAGCUUAGGUCCACGGAAGACGCUCUGAAGCGUAUGGCGAAGCGUGUGAAGCAACUGGAAGCGGAGGCUGCUGAUCUUCAAGCUUCUUGGGACGCGGAGCGCCGCGACCUUCUGCGCAGAGAGCUGCUAACGUCGCAGAUUUGCGACGCGAUGAUCCCUCAUCUUCGACCGGGUUGCCCGUUCCGCGACGUGGUUGCCGUGCGAACUGCGGCAACCUGGUCCGACGAGCUGAGCCGGUGGCGGCUACCCGACGUGUCGCCGCACAUACCUCUUCCUCCACCGUCGUUGGUGCCCAAGGACAAUAUACAGUACUCCAUAGUGCCUUCCACGCCUGACCUUAACAAUAAUAGCAAUAACAAAGACAACCAGGACGAGGUCAGCAACGACGCUGACAACGAAGAGAGCAGCGAGCAGGAGGAGACCAAGAAGAUGGACAUCGCUGACACGUAUUUUAGACGGAGCAGGAUCGACAAGCUCCUGGCGCACGUUAGACAAGCGAAAACUUUCGAGCCCAGCAAUCGGAUCAGCAGGUCCGGUGGUUCCGAGGAUACCAUUCCGAUUGGGGGCAAUUAUCUUCAGUUGAACGCUCUGAAUCUGCAGAGCAGCGCACCGGUAAUCGGUGAGGUGGACAGCUACAAGCCUACGCAACGUCUGCCAACGGGGCGCUAUGGUCGACCUGGUUGGAUGUUGGAGGAGAAAAAGAAGAAUCAUCCGCGGAUACUGGAGGCUUUGCCCUCGUACCCGCAUGGCAUGAACGGAAUUAAGCUCGCGAACAGGACUCUGUCGGAGAGGAUAUCCGAUAAUAAGUUGUCGACGAGGCUGAUUCACGACGAUGUCGCUGACGGUCGUCCCAGGUUAGUUGGACAUGCACGUUCCCCUACGUAUUGAUGUUAAGGAUACGACAACUUUGGAACUUUGGACCGAUGGAUCAGGAAGAUAUCGGUGGACAUUUGCGAGGAAGCAGCGUCUGAAAUACACGCAGGGCGUUCCAGCAGACCAUGAGGUAUACGUAAAAAUAAACAAAACAUACGCGAUACUCUUCGUCCUCGAGCUGGAAUCAUCGCGAUGAUUUACUUUCGACGAAA